AAUUGAACGACGAGGAGGAUUCUGAAGGGGGAGUGAAACGCAGCGCUGAAGACCAAGGAGGUGUUCCUAAGAAACCCAGAGAUGUUGAGGAAAGCCAGGCGAUUGAUUUUUACUCGGAAGAGUCUCCAGAUUUUGAAGAAGAUGACCCAGAGUGGGUCGUAGAGGAAAAACGAUUCUUGAUUGAAGAGUUUGGGAGGAAAAUUGUCACCCUUAGCUUUGAUGAGAAAGAUCGGUUUAUAUACACCUGCGAGAUAUGCAAUGUUGAGUGUUGUCAAAGGAAAAUGUUGGAAGCUCACUGUAAUGGUAUGAAACAUCUAAAGAAAAAGAAUCUGCUGGAGAGGCGGUUACAGGGUAAGGAUGUUCCAGAGACAUUUAAGGUGACGAAAAGCAACACGGAAAAAAUAACUAAACCGUCUGGCCCGAAUAAACCACCGGAAAGAGACCCCGAGGAGUUCAAGAAUAAGUGGCAGAACAACAAUUUUUAUAAUUAUGGACCAGGUAAUCAUCCAGGAUUUUAUAAUCAUCCUCCACCCUUCGUGCCCCCACCUGGUUUUCAAAAUGGCCCCCCACCUGGCCCACCACCAAAUUACUAUGGACCCUGGGGCCCACCACCUCCAAAUAUUUUCAAUACUCCUCCACCCACUGUAGUUGACAAUAAAAAGAAUACUGGCAAAGAUAGCCUAGCUGGUGGUGACACUGGAUCGCUGCUGCAGAAACUCGCUGAUUGUGCUGUAAAAAAUGAGAAGGAUUCUGAAUUGGCAAUAAAUGUGGUUAUUGCUCUUAUGAAGUCCUUGAAGGACUUCAACCACAAAAGGGGAGAAACAAAGUUUAUUGAAGUUUUAACUGAAGCAGAUGUUACCUUCAGAGUAUUGAAGACACUUAAACCACAGAGUAAAGAGUCAGAUGACUCGGCUCACCCAGCACCUACUGCUGCUGUUAUUGAUACCUCACUGGACACAAACUCAUCUGCUACAGGAGUUUCUGAUUUUGUGCAAGGAACACCUGCACCCUCACAAACACCCAAUUAUGCCGAUAACAGUCAGUACUACGGCUCUCAGAAUAACUCUAUGAAUAAUGGCUAUUCGUAUGACACCGGAUCCAACUUCUCAAGUCCAGUACCAACUGGCGUGCCACCUCCACCAAAUAUUAACUCAAAAGGUGGAAGUGGUUACGGUCAAGAUGCAAGUCAGAAUUAUGGCUCAAAUCAAGGAUACUCCAGUCAGGGAUCAGCAGGUUCCACAAACCAAAAUUCAAACUAUUCUGGCCAAAAUUACUCAAACCAAGGAUAUGGCAAUCAAGGAUACGGCAAUCCCAGUGGAUAUUCGUAUCCCGGAGCAUCACAGAGUACGACACAAAGCAGUGAAAAUCAAGGAGGGCAGAAGGCUGCUGCUACAAAUACAACUCAGGCUGUCAGUGCAGUUCCCCCACCACCUCCCCCACCACCACCCCCACCUGCUUCAACAACAACAACAGCAACAACAGAUAACAGCACUCCAGAUUUCUCAAAUUACGGAUAUGCGGCUGGCUAUUCCAUGGGAUAUUAUAGUGUGCCACCACCUGCAUAUAGUCAGCCAUAUUAGAUAGCGAAGAGAAAAUUCAUUUUAUUUGAAAUCGUAAGGUAUUUUUUUUUCCUUUUUUUAUGGGAAACGUUUUAUAUUUUUUCUAAAUUUAUUUUCCAAAAUGUAAGGUAAUUUUACAGCUAAGAACAGUUAGGAACAAAAAUGGUUUGAUUGUGCAAGCAAAAGAGUAUAACAUAAAGAAAUAAACAUUGAAGGACAUAUAUAUUAAUCCUAAUUCGUUCAGUGCAAACAAAAAGUUAUGGAAAGAAAUAUUUGUUUUGUGAAAAGUAGAAAUGUAAGGGUGUGUUCAUGGAAAGAUGUGUGAGAAAGCUAUACUUUGAAUGUGUGCUGUUUUGAUGUUAAUUCUUACCAAUUUUUUCUCUUGUAUGUUACUUGGCAUCUAAAAAUUUAUUGCAAAUAAUAGUAUGCAUCAUAGAUGUAACUUGCUAUUGUUGAAUUUCAUGACAAUUUCAUUUUCUGUAGGUAUUAUUUUGAAUAAUACACAAAAUACACAUUCAUUUUCAUGUACAAUUUUGUGCUACACAGAUGUAGAUGAAGAAACCUGAGGGUAUAAUUGUAAAAGAGCUUUCAUUUGUCACAGAGUUAUUGAACGUUCAUCAGAAAUAUUUUUUUGAGGUUGCAUUUGUAAACAGAAUGUCAGGUUUGAAUUAAGAAAAAAAAAUCUCAGAAUUGAUAACACAUUUUAAACAUUUGGAUUUGGUACUGUAAUGUACAUUUCUCAAACACUGUAGAUGAAGGAAUUAGUUUUGUGAAUAGUAAGAGCAUACAAAAACAAUGUUAAUAGGAAACCAUAGUUGUUUUGGAUGGGUGUGAAAUGUGAAUAUAUUAUGCAUUUUAUUCCUAUAGCAAUGCAGAAGGUAAUUUUAUAUAUUACGUACAGAACUUUGCAUUGAACAAAAUGAUAUUUUCAGGUGAAUGAAAAUCUUUCUCAAACUGCAAAUAGAAAUUGAUGCAGUUCCUUCACUAUGAGACACCAGAACAGCACAGAUGGAAUUUUUUCUGUAAUCAAGGUAGACCAGAGUAUGGAAGUUAUUUCUGUGGAAAUAUUCCAACAACAUGGGCAUCUUUUGGAUUUUAUCAGAUUUGUACUUGACACCUUUUUUGGCAGAUCCAUUUUGGUGAGAAAUGUACCCUUGAUUUGUAAAUGAAAAAUUGUUUAGCUACAUUAGCACAUUGCUAGAGGCAUUAUUGAUA
Macrobrachium nipponense is the source of this 2774-nucleotide messenger RNA. RefSeq lists its product as uncharacterized. Gene Ontology annotation, biological process: actin filament polymerization. The record is from RefSeq and is a predicted model, not a curated record. NCBI's taxonomy places the organism in Eukaryota, Metazoa, Arthropoda, Malacostraca, Decapoda, Palaemonidae. Gene Ontology annotation, cellular component: actin filament.